This is a messenger RNA of Arachis ipaensis, 652 nucleotides long. Lineage: Eukaryota; Viridiplantae; Streptophyta; Magnoliopsida; Fabales; Fabaceae. The record is from RefSeq and is a predicted model, not a curated record.
AUGGAGCUAGCGAGAAAAUUUUUUAAGGACGGAAGGGAUGUUGAUUUAGAAGGCCUUAAAACUUGCAUGACAAGUGGAUACUCAUACAUUGAAGGAAUUGAACAUUUGCUUCUUUCCUUAAAGCAAAACAACUAUGAGAUGCAUGCUUUUACAAACUACCCCAUAUGGUACCAGUUGAUUGAAGACAAGUUAGAACUAUCAAAAUAUUUAUCUUGGACAUUUUGUUCGUGUACAUAUGGAAAGAGGAAGCCUGAUACCGAGUUCUUUAUGGAAGCUUUGGAACAUCUUAAAGUUGAUCCAGCAAAUUGUAUAUUUGUAGAUGACAGGAAAAAGAAUGUGGAGGCAGCAAUAGAAGUUGGAAUCAAAGGUGUACAUUUCAAGAGUGUUGAUUUGCUUUGUGAAGAACUGUCUUUGAUGGGGAUUGAAAUUACAGCUGAUGCAGAUCAUCAAUAGAUUCUUUUAUUUGAUUUUCUCUGUAUACAAAAAUCCUUUGCCUGUUGGAAUUUGGAAAGGAGACAUGAUUGCAUAUUCAAUCAACAACUGUUUUUCUUGUUGGUAAAUAGAUAAAAUGAAAAAAACUUUUCUUGUUGAUCUCAAUUAGGAGAAUUGAUACAAUUUUUCUUUGGUUCUCAAGUUAAGAAAUUCCAUCAAA